UUCAGGAGACUUGCAGCCAUGCUCAGAUUUCUGUUGUUGACCUCUCUCGCAGCCCUGGUGCUGGCGGAGCCCCAGCCCAGGUUCCUGGAGGACAUGUCUGAAGGCAGAGUUGUGGGAGGGGAGGUGGCCAGACCCAACUCCUGGCCCUGGCAGAUCUCUCUUCAGUACAAGUCUGGCAGCAGCUUCUACCACACCUGCGGAGGAACCUUGGUGAAGAGAGGAUGGGUCAUGACCGCCGCUCACUGUGUGGACAGGACCAGGACUUGGCGCGUUGUUCUUGGAGAUCACAACAUCAACUCCAAUGAGGGCAGAGAGCAGUUCAUGAGCGUGAGCCGCGUCCACAUCCACCCCAACUGGAACUCCAACAGUGUCGCUGGAGGAUAUGACAUUGCUCUCCUGCGUCUGACCUCUGACGCCACCCUCAACAACUACGUCCAGCUCGGUGCUCUGCCUCCUUCCGGCCAGGUUCUUCCCCACAACAACAACUGUUACAUCACCGGCUGGGGUCGCACCCAGACUGGAGGUCAGCUGUCCGCUCAGCUGAAGCAGGCCUACCUGCCCGUCGUUGACCACAAGACCUGCAGCAGCUACGGAUGGUGGGGCAGCACUGUGAAGUCCUCCAUGGUCUGCGCUGGCGGUGCCAGCGAGUCUGGUUGUCAGGGCGAUUCUGGCGGCCCCCUCAACUGCAGCGUAGGCGGUAAAUGGGUUGUCCACGGUGUGACCAGCUUUGUGUCUUCCUCCGGCUGCAACGCCUACAGGAGGCCCACCGUCUUCACCCGCGUGUCUGCUUACAGCAGCUGGAUGAGCAGCGUCAGUAUUUUCCCAUGAUGCACAGCUACAAUCAGACAAACAUACAUUCACAAUGAUGACUCUCUUAUGGCAUGAUAUGUGUAUUAUUUCAUUGGUUGAUUGAUUGCCAGAGGAUUCAUUUGUCCCUGUUUUUUUUCCAGAUCAUGGGUUAAGAAGAGAAACCAGAGAAGACUCUGCGCUCGUCUGUAACUCCAUUAAAAUAAAAUGUACUUUAAUAUGGA
Cololabis saira (Pacific saury) is the source of this 1031-nucleotide messenger RNA. RefSeq names its product elastase-1-like. Gene Ontology annotation, molecular function: serine-type endopeptidase activity. The transcript is spliced from 7 exons. The record is from RefSeq and is a predicted model, not a curated record. Bases 19 to 828 code for a protein of 269 amino acids. NCBI's taxonomy places the organism in Eukaryota, Metazoa, Chordata, Actinopteri, Beloniformes, Belonidae. Gene Ontology annotation, biological process: proteolysis.